Messenger RNA from Photinus pyralis (common eastern firefly), 3006 nucleotides. Its product is annotated as integrator complex subunit 4-like. The coding region runs from base 103 to 2970 and encodes 955 amino acids. Lineage: Eukaryota; Metazoa; Arthropoda; Insecta; Coleoptera; Lampyridae. The record is from RefSeq and is a predicted model, not a curated record. Gene Ontology annotation, cellular component: integrator complex. The transcript is spliced from 10 exons. Gene Ontology annotation, biological process: snRNA processing.
AGCUAUGGAAUAUUUUAUGCCUACUGAGAGUCACUUUCCAUAAUAACCUAACAAUUUGCAAUUUUAUUCCAAACAUAAACAGCGUAAAGAAAAACGUACGAAAUGGCUGCAGUAUUAAAAAAGAGAGCUUUAGCAGAAUAUAGUCAAUCUAUAGUUCAAGAGGCCCCUUUCGAACCGCAACUGAAGCGGUUUCGCUUAGUCAAAAAGCAGGCAUCCGGUCGUCCAACCUUAGCCUUAAUCAGUUGCUUGCAAAACUGCAAAAACAGCAACGAGGCGCUUCAAACAUUACUUCGGUUAAUCGACACAUUUGAGUUCGAGCCUCCUGAUAUUAUCGAGGCGGUUAAGAAGUUAAGCGAACAUUUCAAAUCUGAACCAGAGUCGGCAGUACGCGUUAAGAUCUUGUCAUUACUCGCCGAUAUCGGUCACGAGCAGAAGGCCGAUUUACAAGCGAUUAUCGAUGAAACUUUGCUGUUGCUUAAAAACGAACGUUCGCAUAAAGUGAUCGCGCAAGGUAUAAACACGAUACUCAAGCUGGGCAAGUUGAGCGUCGACAACGGAGUACUGCAUUUGAAACUGCUCGAAAUCGUAAAGCACUACCUUAAGGAUGUCAGUCACAGUGUAAAGUGCAAGUGUCUCGAGGUGAUCGGGACACUAACACCAAUAACUGCAGAUCUGAACACAAACGAAAUUGUUCACCUGAUCAGCUCUUAUUUUAAUAACGAGGACGCGAGGGUGCGCAGUCAAGCUUUCUCCACCCUGAUAGUCUUGCACGAGCGCGGUAUGACACUCAACCCCGACAUUUACAUGAAUGUGUGUCAGGCUUUAAAGGAUGACUAUGAAAUUGUGCGGCUGGUCGUAAUCAAACUCAUCAGGUCACUGGGGGAGGCCCAUCCGGAGAAUUUGAUAAUGCUGCCGGAUAGUGAGCAGGAGGUGCGGCUGAUCGACGACGCAUUCGGUAAGGUUUGCAGUGGCUUGACAGAUUUGUCGAUGCGAGUACGCACCCUGGCGGCCAAGUUGUUGGGGAGCAUGACGCAGGUUAGCAAUCAUUUCCUCAACCAAACGCUGGACAAAAAAUUAAUUUCAAAUAUGCGACGAAAGAGAACUGCUCACGAAUUGGCAUGGGAGAAUGUGACUAGUGGCGAGUGGGCUAGCGGGAAGAAGUGGGCCGAUGAUCAGCCAAAAGAAAUGGUUGAUGCAGAUAGCAUUAAUUUGAUGAGUAGCGGUGCCUGUGGCGCUUUUGUUCAUGGACUCGAAGAUGAAUAUUUGGAGGUGAGAACGGCAGCAGUCGAAUCCCUUUGCCAAUUGGCGAUGAAAAACCCAGACUUCGCAAACCUCUCACUGGAUUUCUUAGUGGACAUGUUUAACGACGAAAUCGAAGAAGUCCGGCUGAUGGCCAUCGACAGUCUGAGAAGAAUUUCCGAGCACAUUAUUUUGCGCGACGACCAAUUGGAGACGAUACUAGGCGCAUUGGAAGACUUUUCGCAGGACGUACGCGAGGGCCUCCAUCAAAUGCUCGCGUCGUGUCGCAUGUCUACAACCGGUGGUUUGAAAAUGUGCAUAGAAAAGCUGCUGGAUAACUUGAAGAAGUAUCCGCAAGACAAACGCUCGACGUACAGAUGCUUGCAGAAGGUUGGGGCGCAACACCCCGAAUUGGUUCUACCGCUGAUUCCACCGUUGUUGUGUAUUCAUCCGUUUUUCGACACGUCUGAACCUGAUGUCGAUAAUCCACAAUAUAUUUGCAUUCUAAUCCUGAUUUUAAACGCCGCCAAGUACUCGCCGACAAUCAGCCCCCUCCUGGAACCUCACACGUUACGUCACUACGCCUAUCUGCGAGAUACCAUGCCGAAUUUCGUACCAGAAUUGAGGCUCUCCGAAGGUACCGGCAACACAAUAAUAAAACCCGCUUCGGUACCCGAAAGUUUCGAUUUUCUGAAAACCAUCGUCAACAGUCUGAAUGCCAGCGAGGUCUCCUACAGGGUACAAACAAAUUUAUUGCAAAUGGCGAAAGAGCACCUGAACCGCCUCAGUGAAAUGGAUUCGUCCAUCGCCGGUAUUGCGCAGUUUACUUCCCUGUACAUUGGAGCGCAAUUACUUUACGCGCAGAUAUUCGAAAAGGGCCUGUGGAAGAAUCCGAGCACCCUAGCGACGCAACAGGCCAACAUUCUCAAAACUAAUAUCGAUCAAUUACUCGAAAACUGCUUGAAGAUGCAAUACCUCUUCGUCGGUCUUGCCGCCAACGAGCAGUGCAGCAUCAAGCAAUUCCGUCUCAGAGCUCUGGCUCUAAACCUGAUCUUCAUUGUGAAAGCUAGUAAUUCGUCUGCUCUUGCUCCGUGCCAUCACUUCCUCGGAGCUGUUGAGGAAAUGCAAAGGGAGCUAGUAAUGCACGGCUUGGAACCGGACUCAUUCGCCAGCAGUGUUUUUAAAGAGCUAUCAGUAUUAGAGGAACCAAAACCGGGCGCUGUGGCCCGCCUCCUCAUACCCAUUCUGUCGGAGUCAAAGUUGGCCAAAAUCCCAGUACCGAACUCCCAGGUUCGCAUGAGCUCGGCGGUAAUAAUCGAGCCGAGCAACCAGACGGACUCCACUUUAAAAUUCACAGCCGGACUUACGAUGGCGGUUCCAUUGGAAGCGGAACUAUUCAACCUGUCCGAUCCCAGUAGGUUAAGAUUGAUUAUUAAGUACCCCGAUCAGCGGACCCACGUUGUUUUACCGCGUCCUGCGCAUUUAAAGCCGCUAUUUUUCGACAAUGACAAACAAGAUUCGCACAGUGGACAUAAUCUGAGACUGUUGACCACCGUCCUUAUAUCUCACCAGGUUUGGUCAGAGGCGUGUAAUGUUGAUAUAAGUAUUGCGUUAUCGGUACCAGAAGCUGAUAUAGCGAAGAAGAAGUUCAACGAUUCAUCAAGUAUACUGCACCUCUGUAAGCCACAGAAGAUCAGUGUUGCACCGAAACCGAUUAAAAGAGGAAUUUAAUUUUAUGUGUAUUUUUUCAAGAUCUAUAUAAAUAAA